AUGAAGAUUGAGGUGGGUAUGGGAGGCGGGGCAUGGAACGAUGAAGAUAAGACUAUGGUUGCUGCUGUUUUAGGCACUAAAGCUUUUAAUUACUUGCUAUCAAAUUCAGUAGCUAAUCAGAAUCUGUUAAUGGCUAUGUGUGGUGAUGAAAAUUUGCAAAAUAAGCUCUCUGAUCUUGUGGACCGCCCCAACCCCUCGAAUUUCAGUUGGAACUAUGCCUUUUUUUGGCAGAUUUCAUGUUCUAAGUCUGGUGACUGGGUUCUUGGUUGGGGAGAUGGGUCCUGCAGGGAGCCUAAAGAAGGUGAAGAAUCUGAAGUCACUAGAAUUCUACGCCUUGAGGAUGAGACUCAACAGAGGAUGAGAAAGAGAGUAAUUCAGAAGCUGCAGACGUUGUUUGGCGAAUCAGAUGAGGAUAAUUAUGCCUUGGGAUUGGACCGGGUUACUGAUACUGAGAUGUUCUUUUUGGCAUCUAUGUAUUUCUCCUUUCCUCGCGGAGAAGGUGGUCCAGGAAAGUGUUAUGCCUCCGGGAAGCAUGUGUGGAUCUCUGAUGCAUUGAAAACAGGGCCUGAUUACUGUGUGAGGUCAUUUCUUGCAAAGUCGGCGGGAUUUCAGACAAUUGUGUUGGUGCCUACUGAUGUUGGUGUUGUUGAAUUAGGGUCGGUGAGAUCUGUUCCUGAGAGUAUCGAAAUGGUACGUUCAAUAACGUCAUGGUUUUCCACCCGGAAUUCAAGUAUCAGAGCCAAGCCAAUGGCCACUGCAGCAGCCACCAUGCCUGUGUUGAGUGAAAAGAAAGAUGAGAACUCCCCGUUUUCGAAUUUUGGGACUGUGGAAAGAGUAGAAGGAGUUCCAAAGAUUUUUGGUCAGGAUUUGAACAACUCAAAUUGUGGUCAUGGGCAUGGUUUUAGGGAGAAACUUGCCAUCAGAAAGAUGGAAGAGAGACCAUCUUGGAAUGCUUACCAGAAUGGUAGUAGGCUUGCAUUUCCUGGUGCUCGAAAUGGACUUCAUGGUUCAGGCUGGGCACAGAGUUUUGGUUUGAAACAAGGAACCCCAGGUGAGGCUUAUGGUUCACAAACCACAGCAAAUAAUCUACAAGAGCUGGUUAAUGGGGUUAGGGAGGAGUUUAGGCUUAACCACUAUCAGCCUCAAAAGCAGGUGCAAAUGCAAAUUGAUUUUACAGGAGCCACUUCAGGGCCUUCUGUAAUGGGCAGACCACUCAGUGCAGAAUCUGAGCAUUCAGAUGUUGAAGCUUCAUGCAAGGAAGAACGGCCAAGUGCAGCAGAUGAUAGGAGACCUCGUAAACGGGGCAGGAAGCCAGCAAACGGAAGAGAGGAACCCCUUAAUCAUGUUGAGGCAGAGAGACAGCGGCGAGAGAAGCUUAACCAGCGGUUCUAUGCAUUACGAGCUGUUGUGCCCAAUAUUUCCAAGAUGGACAAGGCUUCAUUGUUGGGAGAUGCUAUUUCUUACAUCAAUGAGCUUCAAGCAAAGCUCAAGCUAAUGGAAGCUGAAAGGGAAAAAUUGGGGAGCAUUUCAAGAGAUGCAUCGACUUUGGAUGUUACUGCGAACGGAGAAAGUCAUAAUCAAGCUCCAGAUGUUGAUAUUCAGGCUUCCCAUGAUGAGUUGAUGGUAAGAGUGAGUUGUCCGUUGGAUUCACAUCCUGCAUCAAGAGUGAUUCAAGCAUUCAAAGAAGCACAGAUCACUGUUGUUGAAUCGAAACUUUCUGCUGCAAAUGACACUGUAUUUCAUACAUUUGUGAUCAAGUCUCAAGGAUCUGAGCAGCUAACGAAGGAAAAGCUGAUGGCAGCAUUUUCCCGCGAAUCCAGUUCAUUACAGUCAUUAUCAUCAACUGGGUAG
Dovyalis caffra is the source of this 1851-nucleotide messenger RNA. NCBI's taxonomy places the organism in Eukaryota, Viridiplantae, Streptophyta, Magnoliopsida, Malpighiales, Salicaceae. The record is from the annotation of a GenBank genome assembly.